AUGCUUCCCUCGUCACUCAAGAGUAUCUAUCGCCAGUACAAGGCCGACACCGACUCUGUGGCCACAUGGUUGGCGACUACUGCAAAGGCUAAUGGAUAUGUUGAUGACACCGGCAAUGCACUAGUUGCUGCUGGGGGCAAGAAGAAAAAGAAGAAGAAGAAGAAGACCAACGCCGAUUCGGCACCCAAGCCUAGAUAUGUCCUGAGGAUCAAAGACUUUGAGCCCAUGGCGAGAUUCAUCGCCAAGCUCGAGUCCAUCAACAUUCCCGAAGAUUUUGCUAUUGCUCUUGAACGAGUCAUUUGGGUUCGCAAGACAUUUGUCGACUUGCUUGCCGAUAAUGGCAUCCCUACAAGGGGCGAUAUAGACGCAACUCAUUCGUACUUUGCCGAUGUGCUCGAAAGUGUUGGCAGGUGUCUGCAGCCUCUCGUGAAAGCGCCAGCUUUCAAGGCUCCUGAACCAAAAGUUCUUGAACGCUCCAGAGACUGCUGCUCCCAAGCCUACGCCCGACGUGGAGUCAGGUCACUGUGGAAGCGACACCUUGAGGGGUCUCUUGAUCUCGCUGCUGCAGCUGUCGCCACAAACACGGCGUUUGAGCUCGCUCGCAGCAUGGAGGAGGAAGUGAAGCCACUACUUAACAAGCACGACGGUGUGGAUCAGCUCAUCACGGUGUACUUUCAGAGAAUCUGCGAAGCGUGUGGUGUUGACGUGGAGUAUAAGGGUCAAAACGAUCCUUACAACUUGGUGGCGUACGAUUUGGCCAAGGCUUGCUUCGCAAACGGUUUGAGCAUGCUCAGAGACUAUGCGGUCGAAAACGCUGGUGAUAACAUCAUCAGCAAGUAUAACGGCAAGUGGGGAUGGUAUGAUGAGGCCCUUGCGGGAGAUGCCUGGACAAACCGCGGAAAGUGGGAUCAGGACUUUUUAGCGUUCAACGGCGUCAUCACAGAGCUGCAGUUCCUGGCUUCUAACAUGGGACAGGGAGCGAGGAUCGAAGACGAAUUCAUCCGUGGUGUGGGAGCGCUGAUGAACAGCACCGAACAAGGCGGCCAGCCUGAUAUGAAUCUCUGGCUGUCCUUCGCCUUGCAAACAUACAUCGAGGUGCUGCAGUCUUUCGGGAAGAACUGCGGUGAUGCAUAUGAACAGAUGCAGCAGGAAUGCCGCAGGAUCAAAAAGGCCAUGCUCAACGUCCCUCGCAUGUCAAAAGACCGCGACAACGUCCUCAACUCGGUCACCAAAUGGGACAAGGACCCGAUCUGGCAUUGUCGUCACAAGAUGAUCAGGCUAGGCAUCAUGCCUAGACCCAACCCUCCUCAGUUCCUGUUCCUGCGUCGAAACCCAAUCCACUGCGGUCUCCUCCUCCACGAGAUACGCACCACUUUCCACAUCUCGGGCGUGCGGUAUGCGGCGCACAGUGGAGGGUUGAUGGCGAUUACACAGCUGUAUCACGCUCUUCACAAUGAGAAGCUACUUCCGGAAGAGGUCGUGUGGGAAGAUCUCGACGAGUUUUGGAAGAGACAAGGUAACUCGGCCUUUUUUGUUGGUGAUCCUCCUACGGACCGUGAGGGCUACUUUAGGAACUACUGUCUCAGCAUUGGCCUGUCGGCUAGCAACUGGGCGCCUACCAAGAGACAGGGCAAGGUCAAUGUCAACACCGCAAACCGACGCAACCUCAAGUUCAACGGAUGGGUGUCUCUGACAAUGAAGAACCGGCUUGUCCCUACUGGAGACCGUACCGCUUUGUCGCCCGACGUGAUUGAGGGGAUCUUGCUUGACGGUCGCCGACAUGAGAUUAUGGACGGCAAGGGACAUGUCCGACCAGAGCUCAAAGAAAAGACUGACGAUGACAAGGUCGAUUUCAUCAACCUCUCGCCAGCCAGCCUCAUCGAGAAGCUGGCCUUGGAUGUGCACGACGAUGUACCCAAGAUCACAUUUGACCUCUUUACCCUCCACAACGCAGCCUGGGACCUCCUAACCAAGCUCAAGGGCGAGUUCACCAAGGUCAUGGGCACUGAAUUCCUCAGAUACGUCCCAAGAGAAGAACUCCUUCCAUUCGUAGUAGGCUACGUCUUUUCCACCGCCGCAGGACGCCAAGACAUUGAGACAAAGACCGAAUCGGUGGACAUUCUUAUAAAUGCCGCCGGAAGGUUUGUCAAAGGAUUCCUGGAAAAAGGAAAGGGAACGGUUGUGAAGGAGGGUAGCAAGGCGAUUGUCAAGCCUCAAGAGGUGGCUAAUAUACAGUUCAAUGCGACUGAGCCUUGGGGGCUGGACCAUCUCAUGGCGGAACUUCAGAGGGAGGCCGGGAGGAGGGGUGGAGGUCGUGGAGGGGGAGAACAGUGUCCUACGCAGUGA
Messenger RNA from Fusarium vanettenii 77-13-4, 2346 nucleotides. RefSeq lists its product as uncharacterized. NCBI's taxonomy places the organism in Eukaryota, Fungi, Ascomycota, Sordariomycetes, Hypocreales, Nectriaceae. The record is from RefSeq and is a predicted model, not a curated record. Bases 1 to 2346 code for a protein of 781 amino acids. The transcript has 5 exons.